This is a messenger RNA of Kluyveromyces marxianus DMKU3-1042, 1050 nucleotides long. It is a transcript of the gene TAF3, whose product is annotated as Taf3p. NCBI's taxonomy places the organism in Eukaryota, Fungi, Ascomycota, Saccharomycetes, Saccharomycetales, Saccharomycetaceae. Bases 1 to 1050 code for a protein of 349 amino acids. Gene Ontology annotation, molecular function: protein heterodimerization activity. The transcript has a single exon. The record is from RefSeq and is a predicted model, not a curated record.
AUGACUUCAGAUGAGAAGUUUUACUUCUCGCUACUGCGAAUUUCAAUGAUACAACUUCUACGGGCACAUGGAUUUGAUAAAGCAAAAUCAAGCACCAUUGAUCUCUUUACGGACCUCUAUAUUAGGUAUCUUGAGUUAGCAAUACAUGAAAUAAGGAAGCUGGCGUUAGACCGCGGAGAUUUGGACGAAGAAGUUGCCCUUCAGGAUAUAACACAAGGUCUUUUGAAUAUUGGUGCUUUCAAACCAACAAAUUUACUAGACACAUACGACGAGCAUCCGUUUGCACCUGGCGAUGAGGGCAUGCAAAAAUUCAAGAGGUGGUUACUGGAGGACCCUGCCACUACAGAGGCAAGAGUUAUUUGCACGCCAACCCCAGAUUUACUGAAGAUGAGUGAGAAAUCAAACAAACCAUUAACAAUGAUACCCGAGUACAUCAACCAACUAAAUGUGUCUGAGAAGAAACCUACUGAUGGAGACGAUGAAGUUGAGCUUAUAGAAGCCAUGAUAAAUAAUGGGGAUAUGGAUGAUUGGAUAUCGUUCACAGUGGCUGCUCAGAGAAUAGAGUUAGCAAAGAGAAAAACGGGCAAGGUACCCAAAGAUACAACGUCAUUACCAUCUAUUCCUGGGUUUAAAUAUUCUAAGUUAGGCGGAACUCGAUCUACAGGAAACAAUUCGUGUAUUCCAGUAGGAGUAGAAAUACCGGAAGAGAAUGAAGGGGAGGAAGUCGUCCAUGAUUCUGCUCAACAUGAACUUCUUACGAAGUUGCUUUCAAAAUUGCCAGUAGGAAAUCCGGAAAAUAAGUUAGAAAAUAUCACAGUGUCUUACGAAGAGGAUAUAGAUGAAGAAAUGGAAUUGCCACCUGUAGAAAACAUGGAUCAAGACGCAGAGCUCGUGGAUAUAGAGAAACAAAACUUUGAAUUUGAUUCCCCAGGACCCGGAGGUUUGACUUUAGGAAAUAUAGACACCAAGGACUUAGAUGAGAUGGAAGACAUGCAAAAUACAUUCGAAAGAAGGACAUCAUUGGAUUAUGGUCAUUCAUAUGAUAUAUAG